CCUGGUCACCGUCCCUGGAAUGAUGCAGCCUCUCCUGCUCCUGCUGGCCUUUUUACUGCCCCCCAGGGCAAAGGCAGGGCAGAUCAUCGGGGGACACGAGACCAAGCCCCACUCCCGCCCCUACAUGGCUUUCGUUCAGUUUCUGGCGAAUGAGAGACAGUACAGGUGUGGCGGUGUCCUUGUGCGAAAGGACUUUGUUCUGACAGCUGCUCACUGCUGGGGAAGCUCAAUCAGUGUCACCCUGGGGGCCCACAACAUCCAGGAGCAGGAGAAGACUCAGCAGGCCAUCCCUGUGAGCAAAGCCAUCUGCCAUCAGGACUACAAUUCUAAGAAUUUCUCCAACGACAUCAUGUUACUAAAGCUGGCAAGAAAGGCCAAGCAGACUGCAGCUGUGAGGCCCCUCAGCCUGCCCUGGGGCAAGGCCCAGGUGAGGCCCGGACAGGUGUGCAGUGUGGCCGGCUGGGGGCAAGUCUAUCAGAAGGGCCCAUACUCAGACACACUGCAGGAGGUGGAGUUGACCAUACAGAAGGACCAGGAGUGCGAAUCUCACUUACGCAAUUAUUACAACAGUACCAUUCAGCUGUGCGCGGGGGACCCGAAGGAAAAGAAGUCUUCCUUUAAGGGGGACUCCGGGGGCCCUCUCCUGUGUAAGAACGUGAUCCAGGGCAUUGUCUCCUAUGGACGAAGUGACGGGUCACCUCCACGGGCCUACACCAAAGUCUCGAGUUUCCUGCCCUGGAUAAAGAAAACCAUGAAAAGCCUCUAACUGCAGGAACCAGACCAUCUUCUCUGAAGCUCACCCAAAAUCACACCAGAAACUAAAUAAAUGUCUCUUAGCUGAGUGGGAAGGGCUGGUUUCUUGUUGAUUC
Messenger RNA from Ceratotherium simum simum (southern white rhinoceros), 869 nucleotides. RefSeq names its product granzyme B. Gene Ontology annotation, biological process: proteolysis. NCBI's taxonomy places the organism in Eukaryota, Metazoa, Chordata, Mammalia, Perissodactyla, Rhinocerotidae. Gene Ontology annotation, molecular function: serine-type endopeptidase activity. The record is from RefSeq and is a predicted model, not a curated record. Gene Ontology annotation, cellular component: cytoplasm; intracellular membrane-bounded organelle.